CUGAUCUCCCAUAUAUUUCCUAGCCUCUGCUUGCUCAUUUUAGCCGUGCUUGUCUCUUCAAAACCCUAGCAGGCUCUACGGGCACAACACAAGCACCAUGAAGUACAAUCCUAGGGUUUCAUCUUCCCGGCGCAAGAGCCGGAAGGCUCACUUUACGGCCCCCUCCUCCGUUCGUCGGAUCCUCAUGAGCGCGCCUCUCUCCACUGACCUCCGCCAGAAGUACAACGUCCGAUCUGUGCCUGUCCGCAAGGACGACGAGGUGCAGGUGGUUCGUGGGACAUUCAAGGGCCGCGAGGGUAAGGUAGUCCAGGUUUACCGCCGCAAGUGGGUCAUCCACAUUGAGCGCAUCACUAGGGAGAAAGUGAAUGGAUCCACCGUCAACGUUGGCAUCAAUCCUUCUAAGGUUGUUAUCACCAAGCUCCGCCUUGACAAGGACCGUAAGUCGCUGCUUGACCGCAAGGCCAAGGGUCGCGCCGCUGCUGACAAGGACAAGGGCACCAAGUUUACAGCUGAGGAUAUUAUGCAGAGCGUUGAUUGAUUAUGAAACCUUAAGUGGUGAAGUUUGUCAUCUAGGAUGCUUUACGUUCUAAUAGUUCUUUUUUUGAUAUUACUGUUAUUAUUUUUCGUGGUAUCUUUUUGAUUGAAGAAUAUCAAGGUUUUUGAUUUAUGUGAACCUGGAUUUUGGAUAUGUUUAAUCUCAUAUUUCGCAGCUUCUGAUAAUAA
This is a messenger RNA of Hevea brasiliensis (rubber tree), 723 nucleotides long. Its product is annotated as 60S ribosomal protein L26-1. Lineage: Eukaryota; Viridiplantae; Streptophyta; Magnoliopsida; Malpighiales; Euphorbiaceae. The transcript has a single exon. The record is from RefSeq and is a predicted model, not a curated record. Gene Ontology annotation, biological process: ribosomal large subunit biogenesis; cytoplasmic translation. Gene Ontology annotation, cellular component: ribosome; cytosolic large ribosomal subunit. Bases 98 to 538 code for a protein of 146 amino acids. Gene Ontology annotation, molecular function: RNA binding; structural constituent of ribosome.